UUGGCUCGUCCGAAGCAGGCUGGCUUGUAGAGAAAAUCUUCAAGGGUUCGCAGUAUGGAAGUGCAUCCGCCACAUUGUUACGGGGCGAGACACACCCAGACGAUGCUGCUCGUUUGCCUAAUGGCGCUAUCGUUCGGAAUGAGAGCCAAUUUAUCGGUUGGGAUUGUUGCGAUGACCGAUCCAGAGGCCAGUCCCAAUCCAGACGUUCCUACGUUUGUAUGGCGCGACCAAAGCGUAAUCAUGUCAUCGUUCUACUGGGGUUACCUGAUCACGCACUUUGUGGCUGGGCCACUGGCGAAAAACUACGGCCCCAAGCUGUUUCUAAUUCUAACCACUGCGAUCGGAUCCUUGGCCUCGAUUGCUCUACCAUUUGUCGCGCAUUUCGGCUCGUGGGCGGUUAUAGCGUGCAGAGUCGUCCAGGGUCUCGCCCAAGGAUUUAUUUUUCCGAGCGUUCACUGCCUCCUCUCCAAGUGGGUGCCUCCACUGGAACGCGCGCGGCUCGGCGCUUUUGUGUACACCGGUGGACCUUUUGGUAGUGUAAUAUCCAUGCCGUUUUCUGGGUGGAUCUCUGGAACGUGGCUGGGAUGGCCGUACGCCUUUUACAUUUAUGGUGCCGUCGGGCUCGCGUGGACGAUUGUGUGGGUCAUUCUCGGACGAAAUAGUCCGUCCGAUCACAAAGGGAUUAACCCCCAGGAAAAGGAGUACAUCGAACCCCCUCCAACUCCUUGGAAGCAGAUACUGACCUCGCUACCUGUUUGGGCGCUAAUUCUAGUCCACUCGGGGCACAGCUGGGGUUUCACCACGCUCCUGACCAAUAUACCCACAUUCAUGGCUAACGUUCUACAUUUCGAUAUCAAGAGUAAUGGGUUGCUAUCGGCGGGCCCAUACCUCGCGUUGUGGGCGUGGAGUUUAGUGUUUAGCUCCAUGACCGACUUCGUCAUAACACGCCGAUACUUGACCACGGGAACGGCUCGCAAAGUCGCCAACACCAUUGGUCUGUGUGGACCGGCCGCGGCGCUAGUGGCACUAGGUCUUCUCAGUAGCUCACAGGCUGACAUCACAUCCACCAUUCUCACCCUUCUCUUCGUCGCCGUUGGUAUUAACGGUAGCGCUUAUAGUGGGUACAGCGUAAAUCACAUGGAUCUUUCCCCUAAUCACGCCGGAACGCUUAUAGGGCUAAGUAACGGAAUUUCCAACAUAUUUUCCAUCAUCGGUCCGCUUCUGUUGCAAUUCAUUGUUACCGAACAGGAUAACCCCAUGCAGUGGGCCGUUAUUUUCUACGUUGCUUCGGCGAUUUACGUAGCGGUGACCGUUAUUUUUGACAUAUUUGCAUCCGGCGAGCAACAACCUUGGAAUGACGAACCAGGAUCUAAACCUAAACCUGUCGCGGUUCUCGAUUCUGCCUAGGUUAACGUAUUGUGUAUUCAUACGAA
Molecule: messenger RNA, 1433 nt
Organism: Photinus pyralis (common eastern firefly)
Lineage: Eukaryota; Metazoa; Arthropoda; Insecta; Coleoptera; Lampyridae
Product: putative inorganic phosphate cotransporter
Exons: 8
Coding region: 55-1407 (450 amino acids)
Biological process (GO): monoatomic anion transport; transmembrane transport
Cellular component (GO): plasma membrane
Molecular function (GO): transmembrane transporter activity
Source: RefSeq, a predicted model, not a curated record